Messenger RNA from Closterium sp. NIES-65, 351 nucleotides. The record is from the annotation of a GenBank genome assembly. Lineage: Eukaryota; Viridiplantae; Streptophyta; Zygnematophyceae; Desmidiales; Closteriaceae.
AUGGUGUGGUGGGUGAAAAUGAUGAUGGCAGUGUUUUGCGGAAUGGCACCAUCAGCGGCAGCAACAACAGCAGCCGCAGCAGUGGCGGUGGCGGCAGCAGCAGCAGCAGCAGCAGCAGCGACAGCAGCGGCGACGGCAACACCACCAGCAGCACCAUCAGCACCACCAGCAGCAUCAGCAGCAGGCGAAGAGGCAGCAGAGGGCUGGACCUCACUGAAAAUAGAAGAACGCUUCUACAGUCUCAGCAGCAGGAAAGCACAGCGGUUGGCAGAAGCUGCCUACGCCAACACUACUCUUUUACAGGUUGCAGUAAAAACAGUGGGUGUGGCUACAGCAGCAGGAGUGAGGUGA